Stomoxys calcitrans (stable fly) is the source of this 1468-nucleotide messenger RNA. Its product is annotated as 3 beta-hydroxysteroid dehydrogenase/Delta 5-->4-isomerase type 1. The coding region runs from base 123 to 1322 and encodes 399 amino acids. Gene Ontology annotation, molecular function: 3-beta-hydroxy-Delta5-steroid dehydrogenase (NAD+) activity. Gene Ontology annotation, biological process: steroid biosynthetic process. Lineage: Eukaryota; Metazoa; Arthropoda; Insecta; Diptera; Muscidae. The record is from RefSeq and is a predicted model, not a curated record. The transcript is spliced from 5 exons.
UAAGAUACGUUAAAGCCAACUGUUGCAAAAAAGUUAAGGCAAAUUAAAAACAAAAAAAUAAUAAAAAUUUAUAAUUAAAAGUUUAUUCCAAAAGAGCUUUUCAAAUACCUCAAACAUCUAUAAUGGCCAACGAGAGUGGAGAUGUGGUUUUAGUUACUGGUGGCAGCGGUUUUAUUGGCCAGCACAUUAUACGCCUAUUGUUUGAGAACAAAUCUGAGUUAAAUAUCCGAGAAAUUCGAAGUGUGGAUUUGAAAACCUACAAAAAUACCAUCGAUGAUGAGCAACGUGAUUUACGCACCUUUGUUGGAGAUCUAUGCGAACCAGAGUCGGUCGUAGAUGCAUUCAAGGGUGCUGACAGUGUGUUCCACUGUGCUGGAAUGAUGAGUUUACAAUUUCCCCCAAAUUAUGGCAAACUUAAUCGCAAUAAUAUUGAAGGCACCCAAUCGGUGGUGGAUCUUUGUGUUAAACACAAUGUAAAGCAUCUCGUUUACACCAGUUGUGGUUCGGUGUGUUUUGUGCCAUUCAAGGGAACCCACACGGCAGUCAUCAUCAAUCAAACGGAAACAAAAGCCCCCACACCGGUGUACAAGGAUCAGGACCAUAUGGAAUUUGAUCGACAAUUCAUUUUACGCGGUUAUUCCUCAUCCAAGUUGAGGGCCGAGCAAAUUGUUUUAGCCGCCCAUGGAAGGGCUCUUAGCAAUGGCAACGGCACACUGGUGACUACCGCUAUACGUCCUCCCUUGACCUACGGUGAGGGUGACAACUUCUUUGUCACCGAUAUGUUAAAAUACCUGAGUAGUCACUCAUUUGUGUAUCCUCGCAUAGCUGGUGUUGGUGGCAAGCAGCAGUUAUGCUAUGCCGGAAACGUUGCCUGGGGUCAUAUAUGUGCCUAUAAAUCUUUGAAAUCUGCUCCCAGAGCUAUUGGCGGUCUACCUGUUUUUAUUACCGAUGAGACCUCGAUUGCCGAUACCUCCAGAUUUCUGCAGAAAAUCGGCGCCUCAAGCGAGAAAUUCAAGGUCCGUCAAUCGUCAUGGUACAUUCCACGAGCUAUCUUUCAAUUCUUUGCCAUGCUGCUGGAACUGUUGAUCAUUGUUUUGGAGCCGGUGAAGAAAAUCACUAUGAAGUAUUCCCUUCGCGCUCUCUGUGCGUAUGCAUCCUCCAUGAUUUUCUUCAAUCGCCUUAGGGCAGCCAUUCAUAUUGACUAUGUGCCGCUGAUCGAGGAGCAAACAGCCAUUAAGAAGAGUGUCCAAUGGUACAUCAAGUGGUAUGAGCAAAAUAUACCUCAACGAAACGGGGGUGGGGCCAAACGCAAAAAUCAUUAGCCACUGAUCGAGCAGAGGGACAUUAUAGAUCUAAGCUAGAUUAAGUUGUAGUUAUGGCCAAAUGUUAUCAUUGGUGUUUGUUUUGUUAUACCAAACUUUGUUUAUUGCCGACAUAAUAAAAUCAUUCGUGACUCUGUCUCUCAUUA